AUGGCCACCGUCCUUCUCCCCGGCGAGGAACUGGAUUCUACUCUUCUCCCAAAAGUGAACAAGAAAGGCCAUCUCACACUCGGUCCUGGACUAGGAUUUGUCCCUCCUCAAACCAUCCUCUCCACCACCGCCGGCACUCUCCACGUCGAUUCCAAGAAAUCUGCACUAUGGAUUGAGCAUUCUCAUGGCCGUUAUUUACCCUCGGUCGGCGAUCUCGUCGUGGCUCAAAUCCACCACUCCGCCGCAGAAGUCUACUACUGCACUCUCACUCCGCACACAACCCAUGCUGUGUUAGGUCAAUUAGCCUUUGAGGGUGCCAACAAGAAGAAUCGUCCGCAAUUGAAAACUGGAGAUGUUGUAUAUGCUCGCGUGAGUAAAGCCAGUAAAUGGGAGGAUGUAGAGGUGGAAUGCGUGAAUUCAAAUACGGGCAAGGGAGAGGGUAUGGGACCGCUGGCUGGUGGGAUGGUGUUCGAUGUCAGUCCGCAGUUUGCGAGGAGGUUGAUGAUGGGUGUUGAUAAGAAGGAUGGGAGGAGKUUGGGUGGAGUGGUUGUUCUGGAGGAGGUCGGAGAGAAACUGAGGUUUGAGGUUGCAGUCGGCAGGAAUGGACGGGUCUGGGUGGACAGUGGAAGCGUGAGGGAGACGGUGGUGAUUGGCAGAUUACUACGAGAGGCCGAUGAAGAGGGACUUGGUGUGGAAGAGCAGAGGAGAGCGGUGAAGAAGGUGCUCAAGGAGCUUUGA
Molecule: messenger RNA, 738 nt
Organism: Ramularia collo-cygni
Lineage: Eukaryota; Fungi; Ascomycota; Dothideomycetes; Mycosphaerellales; Mycosphaerellaceae
Product: related to protein involved in ribosomal RNA processing, component of the exosome complex responsible for 3` end processing and degradation of many RNA species
Exons: 1
Coding region: 1-738 (245 amino acids)
Biological process (GO): TRAMP-dependent tRNA surveillance pathway; poly(A)-dependent snoRNA 3'-end processing; CUT catabolic process
Cellular component (GO): cytoplasmic exosome (RNase complex); nuclear exosome (RNase complex)
Molecular function (GO): RNA binding
Source: RefSeq, a predicted model, not a curated record